AUGAAUCCUCAAGUCGCUCGACAUUAUCCUCCGCAGCAGUUGGGCGCGACGCCGGGAUAUGGAAACCCUUCGUUCGAAUCUUCCGCGCAGAGUGGAAGAGCAGAUCGACCCGCGCCCCUACCAUAUCGAACCUCGAGAAAUCUCAGCUCCUCAUCCACGCUUUCCCCUCUCCAUCGCGCAUACCCGGUCGAUAGCAAUGAAUACCAGAGACCUCUGGCUCUUGGUCGCAGUUUAUCAGAUCAAGACUUUGGUGGAGAGCACAUGCUGAGGCGGAAAACACCAAAUGGUACACUAGCCGCGGGGUAUGAUGGAACUCCUGUGCAGUGGUCUAGCAAGGCACCUGCUUUGAAGCACGUUGUACUUGAGGCCCCGGGAGGCUCAACAUUCUCAGAUGGGUUGAAUGGUAUGGCGAGUUCUGGAUGGACCUUCAAUUUGCCCAAUAAUUUCAAUAAUCUUGAUCAGCGAGUAAAUAAUUCUUCUUCGCAGAAUUGGACAUCGUUUUCCCCUCUUCAGAACACCUUUUACAAUUCCCAGGGUCCUGUAUCGCCUAUGCACCAAAUCCACUCUUACUUCUCUCCAACUGGAUUCUCCGUUCCAACUGCGCGACAGCCAGCUUACCAGCCUGGCCCUGGUCCCACUGCAUCAAAUGAUGGAGGCUUGUAUGGACCGUAUUGGCCGGACGGAAGUUAUACCCCCUAUCGACCAGCGGCCUACAGAGACCACACGUAUGGAGGAUAUAGCUUCCAGCAUGUAAGGCAUGGGUCGGAAUACUUUGGAGGGGCGCAGCCUUUCCUGCCAUCCGAGUUCAAUAAUGUCAACCCAGCACUUCACAGGGAUACAUCAUUCAUGCGGGUGGAUGAUCACUCACAACCAUAUGAUUCUAUGCAACAAAACUUGUAUCAAAUUGGUGGCAGCAGCAAUGUCAUCUUCUCCGAUCCUUCAGGUGCUCCCGUCCAAGCGCUGAGCAGGGCUGGAAAUGCCCAAUUCAAGGAAAAGACUCUUUCCUGGGCACAUACUAUUUAUGUAGAUCUCUUGGCUCAUCUACAUCAAACGAAGAGGGAGAAUCGACAAAAUCGGCAAUCUCACGGCUCCAAAUCCUACGCCAAAAGUGUCAUAUAUCCCAAACCACCGAGGCAGCCGAGCUCCAGUUUUUCUUCACCGGGGAACUCUCAAAAGGCAAUACCUUCGAGAAGUCAUCGUCCAAGUCUCAGCCAACGUACUUCCUAUGGUUUCACGGAUUCGUCAGAACGGAGAUACUCGCGGUCUAUGAAUCAAGUGAUGGGAGCCCCACAUUACGUGCCUCCUUUUCCAUCCUCACAGCAUAGCACAGCAUCUCCCCCUUCUAACGCUCAAGAAGCGCUGGAUCUCCUUACGAGUCUUUGCGAGGAAAGUCACUGGACCUGGGUGGAUGGUAUGUUACUGGGAGGUUGUCUUGCUUAUGGGUUAGAGGAUUACAAUAGAGCGCGAGACUGGUACGAGAAAAUCAUAGUUAUAGAUCCAAGACAUGUUGAAGCGAUUUCAAACCUGGCGGCUACCCUUCUGUGUUUACAGAGACGUGAUGAAGCAGAGGCAAAUUGGAGGAAAUCUGUUAAUCUUCGUCCUAAUUACUUUGAGGCCGUCGAGCAUCUCAUCGGUCUUCUUUGUGGUGAUCAUCGAGGCAAAGAAGCGGUUGCUAUCAUCGAGUUUGUGGAACGCUCUUUACGGAUUUCUAAAUCGGAUGACCACUAUGAUCAUUAUAGCGAGACUUCGAGUAGUACAGAUCGAGAAUAUCAUGAUUUCGUGAGCUCGGCAUCUGAUACAAUCGUCGACUACGACGACAGGGACGCUACUUCAACAUUUAGUGAUAGGCUUGAAGAUGGUUCUGAUAAAGUUGGAUUUGGUUCAAGUGGUUUUGCAAUACCUGGAUCUGAGAAUGGCCGAAUAUUAGCCCUCAUACAUGCCAAAGGCAAUAUGUUGUACGCUCUCGGCGAUGUUAGUGCGGCAUCUAAAGCUUUCGAGGAUGCAGUCGUCAUAAGUACAGGAAAAGGGGUAGGCGGAAUACAAGGACUUAUUCGCAGAAUCAUCCAUAGUUUAUCCGCGAACUGUUUUUUUGGAAUGCGCAACGGGCUCCCCUCUCUCCAUGCCUCGACAUCAAAUCAACCACCCCUACUUUUACCGCCCGAUAAAGCUUUGGAGACUAAAUCCUUGGUAUUUGCCGGUCAAGACGGUGAACUUCCUGGUCUUCGAUAUAUUCCUCCAGGUUUGGCUCAAAAAGCUGCCGUAUCUACUACCAGUAAUUCUCUGUUGUCUUUAGCCAAGAUCUUUCAAGACGCUAUGUCCAACAGUACAUCUCAUCGGAUUUCAAAGAUGCCUACCGGAGUUGGAGAUAUUCUCGCAUUGUACUAUCUAUCUUUGUCGUUGCAACCAAGUCCAUCAACAGCUAACAAUGUUGGUAUUCUUCUGGCAAGCGUACAACAACCGGCUGCUCAUCGACCAAUUCCGUCUCGAGAUCCCACGAGUUUCACCGCGAUACCUGGAGUCAUCCCUGGCAGCGGUGUUGCUCUAGCACUUGCUUAUUAUAACUAUGGACUACUGUUGGAUUCAAGGCAUGCACAUCUCUACACCAAUUUAGGAAGCUUACUCAAAGAUAUUGGCCAGCUCCCUGCUGCGAUCAAGAUGUAUGAGAAAGCAGUACACUGCGAUGGAACGUUUGACAUUGCUUUAGCGAAUUUAGCAAAUGCUGUCAAAGAUCAAGGGCGUACAAGUGAUGCAAUAGAGUACUAUAAAAGGGCUGUAAAAGCAAGUCCAGAUUUUGCAGAAGCAGUUUGCGGUCUCUCGAAUGCUUUGAAUUCGGUUUGUGAUUGGAAAGGACGAGGUGGGGUUAUUCUAGAUGGUGGUAAACGAGAUCGAUGGCAUGUAGAUGAUGAAGGAAUGAUAUCAGAAGCAAAUCCGAAUAAACAUGGAGGAGGACUAAUGAAACGAGUCGUUGAUAUUGUUACGAAACAACUAAGAGAAGGGUCAACAUGGGGUCGAGGAACUUUACAAGGUCAAGCAUUUUUCCACUUUCUUCGGCAACUCGAAGCUGCUGAUUGCGGUGGUGAGGGCAAGUGGCCAAAGGAGAAGAGAGAUAGUAUUCAGACUGCUCUUGGUGCCUGGGCUGGACAUCGCUGGGAAGGAGCACGAAUUGUACGCUUGGUUGAACGUGCCACAAAACGUGCGACUUAUCGAUGGUACCAGGACAGAUAUGUCAAGAAAAAAGAAUAUUCUGCUGCCUUUUAUCCUCGCCCUCAAUUCCCAAGUAGCCUUUCGAUACCAUCGGCACCUACCGUCUUACCUUUCCAUACUUUCACUUGCCCGCUAUCUGCAAAAGAUAUACGUCUGAUCUCUCAGCGGAACGCUCUUAGGAUAUCCUGUUCUACGCUGCGAUCUCCUUGGAUGCAGGGAUCCGUAUUCCCACCUCCUUCUCCUCCAAAGCCUCAUCUUAAUAUUGGAUAUGUUUCUUCUGAUUUCAAUAAUCAUCCAUUGGCACAUUUGAUGCAAUCUGUUUUUGGCUUCCACAAUCCCUCGCGAGCAAAAGCAUUUUGCUAUGCUACAACCGCAAGCGACAACUCCAUUCAUAGACAACAAAUUGAACGCGAGGCUCCAGUCUUUCGUGAUGUUAGUUCGUGGUCCGCUGAUCGUUUAGUGAACCAAAUUGUUCAGGAUGGUAUUCAUAUUCUAGUGAAUCUCAAUGGAUAUACUCGAGGUGCUCGUAAUGAAGUAUUUGCUGCUCGUCCAGCUCCUAUUCAAAUGUCUUUUAUGGGCUUUGCUGGAACUCUAGGAGCUGAGUGGUGUGAUUAUCUUUUGGCUGACGAAACCGCUAUCCCACCCGACACAUUACGACCUUGGAGACGAAAUCUUGACCUAGAGGAUCAAAUUGAGGAUGAACAAUCUAUUGAUGAGGAUCAUUGGGUAUAUUCUGAGAACAUUAUAUUUUGUAGGGAUACAUUUUUUUGUUGCGACCAUGCUCAAUCGGAACCACGGGAUCAACAAGCAUCAUGGAAAGAGGAACAAACUACUAGAUGGAAGAUGAGAAAGCAAUUAUUUCCGAGUUUAUCUGAUGAUGCUAUCAUUCUUGGAAAUUUCAAUCAACUUUACAAGAUUGAACCGACUACUUUCCGUACUUGGUUGAGGAUUUUGGAUAAAGUUCCAAGAGCUAUUCUUUGGUUGUUGCGCUUUCCUGAUUUAGGAGAAAGUAAUUUAAAGGCUACAGCACGAGAUUGGGCAGGGGAAAGUGUUGCAUCACGAAUUUGGUUCACCGAUGUCGCACCCAAACAUCAACACAUCUCCCGAGCACGAGUUUGUGAUCUCUUUUUGGACACUCCCGAAUGUAACGCCCAUACAACAGCUGCAGAUGUUCUUUGGUCUAGUACACCUCUCCUUACAUUACCACGGUACAAAUACAAAAUGUGUUCUCGCAUGGCAGCAUCUAUCCUGAAAGGCGCCCUACCCAGAAGCGAGGAAGGGAAAAGGGCGGCUUCAGAACUUAUUGCCAGGGAUGAAGAGCAAUAUGAAGAAUUCGCAAUAAGGCUGGCGAGGAACUUCCAUUAUGAUACGAGUAUGGGAUAUGGUAUAGGGAGAGGAAGAUUGGGUGAUCUAAGGAGAUUACUUUAUGAAAAUAGAUAUGAUUGUGCACUUUUCGAUACGAGGAGAUGGGUGAGGGAUCUGGAAGAGGCGUAUGAGGUUGCUUGGGGAAGGUGGGUAGAUGGAGAGGGUGGGGAUAUAUUUAUUCGUUAA
Molecule: messenger RNA, 4755 nt
Organism: Sclerotinia sclerotiorum 1980 UF-70
Lineage: Eukaryota; Fungi; Ascomycota; Leotiomycetes; Helotiales; Sclerotiniaceae
Exons: 4
Coding region: 1-4755 (1584 amino acids)
Biological process (GO): protein O-linked glycosylation
Molecular function (GO): protein binding; glycosyltransferase activity
Source: RefSeq, a predicted model, not a curated record